UCUCGCGAGGUUUUGUUCGUCGUCUCGCGGGAUUUUGGCUAGUUGCAUUGAGUUGAAGAGGACUUCAUCCGUCUUUUUUCCUGAGAAGCAGCAAGGGUGCACACGCUGGUUGUGUGCCGGUGCAGAGUCAUCAAUCAUGGUGCUUCUGCAUGUGUUGUACGAGCACGCAUCUGGAUAUGCUUUGUUUGCUGUUAAAGAGGUGGAGGAGAUCGGCAUGCUACUACCUCAAGUUGAGAGUAGUGUGCUGAGUCUUGGAAAGUUCAAUAGUAUUGUGAGCCUCGUUGCCUUUUUCCCCUUCAAGUCGGCACAGGGUGCCCUGGAGAACAUAAAUGCCAUUUCUGAAGGUGUAGUACAUGCAGACCUGAAGUUGUUCCUUGAGACAAACCUUCCUCACUCCAGCAAAAAGAAAGCUGUGCUGGGUGUCGGUGAUGCCAAAAUUGGAGCUGCCCUACAAGAAGAAUUCGGUUUUUCCAUCCAGACCAGUGGCGUUGUGGCUGAAAUAAUAAGAGGUAUACGCCUGCACUUUCACAUGCUGGUGAAGGGGCUAACUUCUCAGGCGGCAUCCAAAGCCCAACUGGGUCUGGGCCACAGCUACUCCAGAGCAAAGGUCAAAUUCAAUGUCAACAGGGCAGACAACAUGAUUAUCCAGUCUAUUGCAUUGCUGGAUCAGCUCGACAAGGACAUCAACACUUUUUCCAUGCGUGUGCGCGAAUGGUAUGGCUACCAUUUCCCCGAGCUGGUUAAAAUCGUGCCCGACAACUCCAUGUACUGCCGUCUCGCUCAGCUCAUCGGUAACAGGAAGGAGCUGACGGACGAGAGCGUAGAGAGUCUGGAGGAAGUGGUCAUGGACAACGCCAAGGCUCAGGCGAUCCUAGAGGCAUCCCGCUCUUCCAUGGGAAUGGACAUUUCGCCCAUUGACCUGAUCAAUAUCGAGAGGUUCUCCAACCGCGUGGUGUCUUUGGCUGCCUAUCGACUGGAACUACAGGAGUAUCUGCGCUCCAAGAUGGGUCAGGUGGCUCCCAACUUGGCCGCUUUGAUUGGAGAUGUGGUGGGUGCACGUCUGAUCUCCCACGCCGGCAGCUUAACCAACCUGGCAAAGUACCCCGCUUCUACCGUCCAAAUCCUGGGAGCGGAAAAGGCCCUGUUCAGAGCACUAAAGACUCGCGGCAACACACCCAAAUACGGCUUGAUCUUCCACUCGACCUUCAUCGGCCGCGCCGCCGCCAAGAACAAGGGCCGCAUCUCCAGAUAUCUGGCUAACAAGUGUACCAUUGCCUCUCGCAUCGACUGCUUUUCUGAGUUGCCGUCCAGCGUUUUUGGUGACAAACUGCGUGAACAAGUGGAAGAGCGUCUGUCAUUCUACGAGACCGGCGAAUUACCACGCAAGAAUGUUGACGUCAUGAAAGAGGCUGUGAAGGAGGCUUCUGAUGUCGCCGUUGAGAUGAAGCGUAAGCUCGACAAACAGGAGAAGAAACGCAAGAAGCGUGAAAAGAAGCUGCAAGAGCUCCAAGCAAACGGUGACACAGAGGUGAACGGAGAUGCCGAGACGCCUGUAGGGAAAAAGAAAAAGAAACGCGCCACCGAGGAGCUGGAACCCGAGGAAACUCCUGCUGCAGAAAAUGGAGGCGGUGACGCUUCUGCCAAGAAGAAAAAGAAGCGAAAGGCUGUGGCGGAGGAGGAGGCUGAGGUAGAGGAAGCCGAAGUUUCAGUCAAGAAAAAGCGAAAGUCGCAAGCAGCUGAGGUCGAGCCAGAAGAUAUCCCAGAGACUCCAGUGUCUGAGAAAAAAAAACGAAAGAAGAAAAAUGUGGAGUGAAGAAUGGGUCUGAGACUGUUAUUUUUGUGUACAGUUUUUUUUCCAUUUAUUAAAUUUGACUGAUUUUAUGUUACCUGGCAGCAGGUGAGACUAUACAGAGAUAUUUUACCUGUGCCUUCAAAUGACCUGAAUGUUGUAAUUAUGUAAAUAAAUUCUCAGUCACUAUUUAGUCAAGUAAA
This is a messenger RNA of Doryrhamphus excisus (bluestripe pipefish), 1992 nucleotides long. RefSeq names its product NOP56 ribonucleoprotein homolog (gene nop56). Gene Ontology annotation, molecular function: snoRNA binding. The record is from RefSeq and is a predicted model, not a curated record. NCBI's taxonomy places the organism in Eukaryota, Metazoa, Chordata, Actinopteri, Syngnathiformes, Syngnathidae. Gene Ontology annotation, cellular component: small-subunit processome; box C/D methylation guide snoRNP complex.